This is a messenger RNA of Dermochelys coriacea (leatherback sea turtle), 1278 nucleotides long. RefSeq names its product tissue factor pathway inhibitor 2-like. Gene Ontology annotation, cellular component: extracellular region. The coding region runs from base 265 to 576 and encodes 103 amino acids. The record is from RefSeq and is a predicted model, not a curated record. Gene Ontology annotation, biological process: negative regulation of peptidase activity. The transcript is spliced from 3 exons. NCBI's taxonomy places the organism in Eukaryota, Metazoa, Chordata, Testudines, Dermochelyidae. Gene Ontology annotation, molecular function: serine-type endopeptidase inhibitor activity.
CUCGCUGGGAACUGCCCAUGGCCCAGUGGCGCCCGGCUGCGGAGCCCGCAGGACGCGCUCCCAAGCGGUGGGAAUCGCCGCCCGGCUCCAUCGGCGUGACUCGGGCAGCGCGCCGCGCCCUGCGGCCCCGGGGGAGGGGAUCUGGGCGGAUAUAAGGGCCGGAGAGAUGGGGCCGGGGAGGACAAGCGCCGGCUCGCUCUGCAGAUCGGCUGCCCUGCGGCAGGCGCGCCUCGGCCCCGGCCCGCGUCCCCGUCCCUGCAGGCGAUGAGCUCGCCCGCCAGCCUCCGGAGCUGCUUAGCUCUGGGCUCGCUGCUGCUUCUGCUGGGACAGGGCCCGGGCGCCCGCCAGGCGCGAGCAGCCCCAAAUCAAGAGGUCUGCCUGCUGCCCCCGGAGGAAGGCCCCUGCCGGGCUCUCAUCCCCAGAUGGUACUACGACAGGUACACUCAGACAUGCCAGGAGUUCAGUUACGGGGGCUGCCAGGGCAAUGCCAACAACUUCAGAAGCUUGGAACGCUGUGAGAAAAGCUGCUGGAUGAUCCGGACCAUGCCUGGUGUGGGUACUCAUUACCCAGUCUAAAAGCAUCCUUGAACUUCUAGGGAAGGUUGCAUUCCAUCAACAUUUGCUGCUUCAUCAAUUGAAGGCCUAGACCCCAGGUUCUAUUUUUAAAAAGCAUUUCCUUCCAGCUCCAUAACUUAAUAAAAGUUGUAGCUUGCAUAUGUAUGCUUAUCACUUGAGCUGAAAUGAUACCUUCGCUGGUAGCUCUCAGGUGUCAGUAGAUGCCGUCACAAAUCUCCACACCAAGAAGCUUCUGGGAGCAGGUGAAGGUUUCCUUACUCAGUGGAUUUUGCCAACUGUUUUUUUUCUCUCUUCCGGAUUUAGCAUUUUGCCAGUGACAGCUGUAACAGUAGCAGCACUGGUAAUAGUAGGGUUGAUCCUGCAACCCUAGCUAGGAUAAAACUCCCACUGAAUCGAGGCUUCUUAGGGCUUUGUUGGCUAAACCAAUAAAAUCACUCCGCUGAGGAAAGGACUAAGAGGAAGGAUGUAUAUGCCUGGCUUCUUUUUGGAGCGCAUCAUAGUCUAUCCCUAAUGUUUUUAAGAAAUCCAUUAUGUAUGAAAACUCCAUCUAACUCACUAAAUGCUCAGUCUAGUGCUGUAUUUUAACAAUCAAUUAUCAUAUAUCUCUUAAGCAUAUCGGCAGAAGUUAAAUGAGUUCAGAAGUAUCUUUGCCAGUGGAAAGCAUGUCAGACAAGACGUAAUAAAGUUUAGCCUAACUGUGCA